AUGGAGGGCAGCCCCAUGGAGCUGACCAAGGAGUGGCUGCGCAAGUUCUGCAGGGAGCAGAAGCUGUAUACGACGCCUUACCUCAACGACAAGCUGUACCUCCACUUCAAGGGCUUUGAACGCAUCCAGAAUCUGGAGGAGUAUACAGGCCUGCGGUCGCUGUUCCUGGAGGGCAAUGGCAUCGACUCCCUGGCAGGCCUGGAGGCUCUGCGCGAGCUGCGAUGCCUGUACGUCCAGCAGAACUGCAUCGAAAGGAUUGACCACCUGGAGAACCUGAUAGAGCUGGACACAAUCAACAUCAGCAACAACUCGGUACGGGUACUGGAGAAUCUGAGCUGCCUCCCCAAGCUCCAGACCCUAAUUGCUUCCAAGAACAGGUUCGACUCGGCAGAGGGCAUUGCACACCUCAAAGAAUGCCCGUCUAUUAGCGUUCUCGACUUGUCCGAAAACAAGCUUGAGGACGGCCAGGGCGUUUUGGACGUCCUCAAAGCCAUGCCCAAACUGCGGUGCGUCUACCUCAAGGGGAACCCCAUGGUGUCAAAACUGCCCAACUACCGCAAGGCUCUCAUCGCGUCGCUUCCAAAUCUCAAGUACCUUGACGACCGCCCGGUGUUCGACGCCGACCGCGCGUGCGCCGAAGCUUGGGCUCGCGACGGCCUGCAAGGAGAGCGGGAAGCGCGAGCGCGACUGAGAGAGGAAGAGCGCUCACGAGAGGAGCGGAACUUCCGAGCGAUGAAGCAAUGGCGGUCCCAAAGCUUCGCUGAGCGGCGCGUGUCGAUGGGGCUGCCGCCGCUGGAGGACGAGGAGAGCGGCAGCGGAGACGACAUGGAAACGGAACGGGAGCCGCCGGAACUUAUCCGGGCGCGUGAGACGCUCGCGCACUACCCCGCGAGACUAGGGGAGGAAGAGCCCCCCGAGCUGACGAACGCGCGCGCGGCAGUGCGCGCGAGCGACUCCCCGACCAGCGUCGCCAUGGAAGGCGCCAAGGCGACCGGGUUCGGCGGAGAAGCGAGCGAACAAAACAGCGGGCGCACCUCACCCGAGCCGGGGAUCCGGUCGGAGAUGGCAACCGAGCCUGAAGCUCAAAUCGAUUUGUCCCCGGGGGGUGCGACUGGGGCGGACAUGGUCGUCGAAGAAGCUCGCCUCGGCCCCGGGUCGUUGGACGAGCGAGCGGAUGUACCGGACGAGGAAGCGUCCGGAACUGAGCAAGCGUCCGAAGGGGACAGAGCGUCCGAAUGGCUUGAUGAGGGCGAAGAUGCUUUUGGGCCAUUCGUUGGCACGGCCGGGCACAUUGAGGGCAUGGAAGUAGCCAGUUUCGUCGCUCUGGACGAGGACGAGUUGGAUCUGAACGAUCUGGAUUGA
This is a messenger RNA of Klebsormidium nitens, 1362 nucleotides long. The record is from the annotation of a GenBank genome assembly. Lineage: Eukaryota; Viridiplantae; Streptophyta; Klebsormidiophyceae; Klebsormidiales; Klebsormidiaceae.